Lonchura striata (white-rumped munia) is the source of this 3146-nucleotide messenger RNA. RefSeq names its product methyltransferase 22, Kin17 lysine (gene METTL22). Lineage: Eukaryota; Metazoa; Chordata; Aves; Passeriformes; Estrildidae. Gene Ontology annotation, biological process: protein methylation. Gene Ontology annotation, cellular component: nucleus. Gene Ontology annotation, molecular function: protein methyltransferase activity. The record is from RefSeq and is a predicted model, not a curated record.
CCGGGACAGGGCAGGUUUGGAGCUGGCAGAAGUGAACAGAACUGCACAGCCACAGAUACAGAGAAUUCUUCCAAAGCCUGGAGCGUUGUCAGUGUGGAUAGGUUGAGUAUCCUGAUGAGUAACUUGUCUUGGAGCAUGGUGGAGCUUGCACGAUCACACCUUCUCAAAAACUAUGUCCUGAGUUUCCCUUGGUGAGCAAAGCUGUUACUGGAUACCUGUAAAUGGAAGAGAAUGGAAUCCCUUUGUGGCUGUUUGAGCACUGCAGAUGUUCCUCUCACCAGCACCCUGUGGUAGAUUUAGCAGAGAAGGAGAUGGAUAACCCCACGUUUAGAAGUGACACUGUGCUGUCUGAUGUUCACUUGCACUGCCCAAGCAAAAGACACCUCAUGGUACGCCUGAAUGCAGUUGGACAGCCAGUAUUCCUGUCAUAUUUCAAACUCCUUUGGAGCAUAGAAGAUUUGGCAUCUGGGAAACACGUGAGAGAAAUUACCACAGGAAGAGAACACCAGUGCACAAGUGGGGAUGAACUGUGUGACAAGGACAGGAGUAACAUGAAAGAAGAAGGAGAAUUAAAUGUUGAAGGAGUAAAAGCUCUGCUGGAUGAUGAUGGAGACUUGGAAGUGGUCAGAAGGCCUCAAAGUGCCUCUGAUUUGCAAGCAGAGGAUCUUUUGAGGGAUAUAGCAUGCCCUGUAAUUCUGAUGAAAGGGAAAGAAGAUGCUUUUGAAGAUGAAGAGCAGGAAUGCACUUGCAGGGAUGUUGUUAAAAUAGAACACACUAUGGCAACCCCCUUAGAAGAUGUUGGUAAACAAGUCUGGCGUGCUGCCUUCCUUCUGGCUGAUUACAUUCUCUUUAAAAGGGACACGUUCAGGGGCUGCUCUGUGCUGGAGCUUGGAGGUGGCACUGGAAUUACCAGCAUUAUCAUGGCAACAGCUGCCAAGAGAGUUUAUUGCACAGAUGUUGGUGAAGAUCUCCUGGCCAUGUGUGAGCAGAAUGUUGCAUUGAACAAGCACCUGAUGGAGCCAGGAGGAGGGGAAAUUAAAGUGAAAGAACUGGAUUGGCUGAAAGAUGAAUUCUGCACUGAUCCUGAAGCUCCUUAUAGCUGGUCUGAAGAAGAGAUUGCUGAUUUGCUUGAUCACUGUUCUGUGAUAAUGGCAGCUGAUGUGUUCUAUGAUGAUGACCUGACAGAUGCCUUGUUCAGAACUCUGUAUAGAAUCACACACAACUUGAGAAAUUCUUGCACAGUUUACUUCGUCCUGGAAAAGAGGCUGAACUUCACUUUAAGACAUAUGGAUGUUACGUGUGAAGCCUACAGUCACUUUAGAAAUACUCUAAAUGAUCUGGAGAAUCUCCAAGAUGGAAAAAUGAAAUAUACAGUGGAGCCCAUUAAGCUUGAUUUCUGCCAGUUCCUUGUUUAUGAACGGAUUGAGCAGUUGGAGUUGUGGAAGGUCAUGGCUAACCACCUAACGUGACAGGCCCACGAGGAAAAAGCAGAUCUUUACCUAAGGAGAAGGGCUAUUUUGAUGUUCUGUUAAGAAAAGGAUUUUCGUCCCAAGAAAAGCAUCCUGGUGGAAUUGUGUUCUCAGAAAGUAUUGCAGUGCAGUUGUGCUUUACUUUUUUGGUCUCAGCACUUCGUUUCUUGGACUUGUGCAGUUGGACAUGAUUUCUUUGAUGUUUCCAAGUACUGCUGGAUGCCAGGCAGUGGCAGUGACAUGGUGACUUGCUCUUCGGAUUGAUGAAUUCAGUCUUAGAGUCUGGCAAAGAAGUAUUUAACCUUUUCCAUGUGGCUGAUUUGCAGAUGUCAUGCAUUUCCCUUUAUAGUUUACACAACAUGGACACCGUUCUCAAUCUUGUCCAGUUCCACACAUUAUUUGUAUUUAUCAACACUUGUGAAACGAUGCUCUGGACAAGACUUUGUUUGUCAUUAAUGAAAUUUUCUUUAAAAAAUUUGUUGACGAAACUUGGUCCUUAAUUCUCAGUUUGUCCUAUAUAAAUCACUCUAGUUUAGAGCCACUGUCUGAAUUGAAAGGAAACAAGAUGCAUUUUGUUUGACUCUCUAAAAAUACUCCACAGAGGUUUUGGAGUAUAGGAGGUCAACCCUAUAUUGUCCUGCAGGAAUUUUAAGCUAUUCAGUCCUGGGGAGGUUGAGGAUGAGAAGAUAGCACAUAAAGGGAGAUGUUACAGCUCUUGAAAUAUUUGGAAUUCUACCCUCAGCGUACACAUGUGAGGCUGGAGGUAGGGAAGUGGACAAGAAUGUCUUGUGGGCCUUCAAUAUCUUACUUCUGGAUUAAAAUAAAAUAUUUAUUAAAUCUCUCCUGUGUUAUUAAUGAGUCCAAAAAUCUGCUCGCACUUUUAUAAAUGUUAUGUGCACUGUUGUGUUUAUAUCACUUUGCCAUAUGUACACUGCCAUGGAAAUCCUUGUGCCCACUGCACUCCUCAGCACCAAGAGAGUGUCAGUGAUGGAGCUGUUCCAGCCUGGGACUUGUGGGAGUGGGCAAGACAUUCAUUACAAGCAUCUGAUGGACUUCUUGAAAGCCUGUUUUGAUGUAGGUCAGUUAUUUCAUAACCUUCUUAUGUAUGUGAAGAUCUAUUUUUUGUGUUCUUUAAUGGCAUGAAAGGUUAUUAGAUGAUGGCCAUUCCCUGUGAGUACAAAGUAAAAAUUACAUUAAGUUAGCUACUAUGUAUGUACAUUAUGUUAUGUAUCUGCCUACAUUAAUGUGAAAUCUCUCUCAGAACCCUCAUUUGAACUUCAAAGAUGAAAAACAGUAUUUUAAUCCAAAGAUUCCCGAACUAAUGUUUGUUGGUUUGUUUUGUAAUGUUAUUGACUUUGGUAGAUUCAGCUGUUUUUGAAUGUAGCUGCUUAUUUCAGUAGUGAUUUUUUGAAGGCUGUACAAGAAUAUACAAGGCUGAUGUGAAGUAGUGUAAGCAGUUAGGGAAUCGUGGUUUUUCUCACACAGGAUUUCUCAAAGUCUUUGGAAUUAUCAAUAGAAACUCACCUGCAAGUCCUUCAUUUCUGUGAAGGAAGAGAAAGUAGACACUUAAUUUAAAACCUAUGAAUAUUUCUGCUCAGCUGUGGUGAUUAGGUUUUCACUUGGAAAACUUUCUCUUUUGCUAAAUAAAGUCAUCAGGCAGUUGGGAGCAUUUCUGGA